AUGCUUGCAGCCCAGUGCAACCAGAUCACUUGCAGACCGCCUGCAUCAUUAGCAGAUCCGACACUCGACAAGAAUUUCCAUUCGUGGACGAAAGCAAGAUUUGGGUUUGGCUUAAGCGGAAGCCACAUCGGUUUUGGCACUAACGGAAUGGUAGAUGGAAAUAGCACCAUGGGAAUCCGAAGUUCUUCAGGAAAUGAAAGGCCUGCCAGUAAAACGGAAACUCUCUAUCAUCCGGGUUUUACUUCCUCGUUUCACAUUACACCGGUCCUAAACACCCAGCACCCUUCAAGCCAACACCCCAAUUCUUACUCCUCCAACCCUUUUCCUUAUCUAAAUUCCCAUCCAACUUACGGAAGUUCCUUAACGGCAUCAGACUGUGGAGCCCUACCUGCUUGUAUUCCGUCAACUAGUGCGGAAACAACUGGGACAUAUAUAGUGUCUAAUUCGUGUGCAAAAAGCUUUGAAAAUGCUGAUGUCAACAUCUUUUGCCAGAGCAAGGCAUCAACAAAUCUGCUACAUCCAACAGACACUACAAGAAACCGGGGGAAUAGAGAAACUUGUUAUAUGGACACGGUGAGUCAUAAUACAAACAGUAAUAGCAACAGUAGUAGCAACAUCAGCGAUAUGACUCGAGGUCAUGAAGCAGAUGCAAGAAAUACUGUCCGUGUCGAUACCAAUAAUGAAACCAAUCAGUGUGCAUCAUUACGAAAGCUAGGCAACGAUGGCGCCCUAAUGGAAUCAGGAGCAAUGAGCGACAUCAAAGAAUUGCCGCCCCUUUGUAGUGAAAACAAUUUAGCAGCCGGCAUGUUUUCGUCACAUAAUUCUCACUACUUUCAACAUCCGUCAUUACGUCCAGCUACGGCUACACCGAAUGUCGAUUCGUACCACCUUGUUUCGUCCUCUUCUUCUCCUUCCCCUCCCUCUUCUUCAAGCUCCAUUUCGCUCACAACAACGGGCAAGUCAUGGCACUUAAACACGAGAUCAGCGAUGAGUCUGAGCGGAAGCCCGCCUCAGCUCCAUCCUCAAGCCCCACUUACGCAUUUCAAAAGCGAAAUGCCCAGUAACAAGACACAAUCCAUGGUCGGCUCUCCCUCGGCGAUAGAUAUGCACACAGCAGCCAAUAAUUGGUUAUCGGAACUACCCAGUGUUUCCUCAGCAUCAGGUGUUAUGCAGAUCCCGACUUUAUUGCCUAACGGUUACUGUAGCGUUAAUAAUCAGACUGGAAUUAGUAAAAUUGAGCAAAAUAGCGGAUCUGUGGGUAAUGGCUUCGACUAUAGUGGGGGAGGGAGCUCAGGAGCAGGCAUUGGAAUAACAGAAUUCUCACUUGCUCACCGUCAUUCUUUAGCACCAAACAGCAAUCAAUUUCCAACGGCCUCAGCGAUGAGACAACCUCGCUUUCAUAUCCAGGAACACGCGCAUAAAUCCAUGUUACAGGCACGAACCCCAAAUGAGCUCACACGCUUAAAUCAUUUGUCUCAUUCAAUCAAUCCGCCAAUGAUGAUCAACUCAUUCUUCAAUCGGCCACCUUCGAUUAGCUCUAUGGCGUCAUCAUCUGCAGUGGAGAUAAAGAGAAACGUUUACGGAACGCGAACGGUGGCAGCUACAUCGUCUUCGCAGAGACGUUAUGUGGGUCGCUCGACUUGUGAAUGCCCGAACUGCAUGGAAGCCGAGAAACUAGGCCCCGCCGUUGCCCAGCUGCGAAAGAAAAACAUUCACAGUUGCCACGUGCCUGGAUGUGGCAAGGUAUACAACAAAACAUCACACCUGAAAGCUCACCUACGAUGGCACACGGGGGAGCGACCGUUCGUAUGCAAUUGGCUUUUUUGCGGGAAACGUUUCACACGGUCCGAUGAACUCCAACGCCAUCUUCGCACACACACGGGAGAGAAGCGCUUCGUCUGUUCGGUCUGUAAUAAGAGAUUCAUGCGGAGUGACCAUCUAAGCAAGCACCUUAAGACGCAUAACUGUCCUCCCACAAGUGACGCUGACUGUACAGAAGACAAUUGCAAUAGUAAAAAUUGUUUGUUUUUUUUCUUUCUCUUUCUCUCUUUUUUUUUUUCUGUGUGUGUGUGUGUCUUCCUCUCUCUCUCUCUGUCUUCCUCUCUCUCUCUCUGUCUUCCUCUCUCUCUCUCUCUCUCUCUCUCUCUGUCUCUCUCUCUGUCUUCCUCUCUCUCUCUGUCUUCCUCUCUCUCUCUGUCUUCCUCUCUCUCUCUCUGUCUCUCUCUCUCUCUCUGUCUUCCUCUCUCUGUCUGUGUGUCUCUUCGUGUCUGUGUGUGUCUCUUUCAAGUGGCGGACAGACUCUGGAAUUGCUGA
Molecule: messenger RNA, 2313 nt
Organism: Acanthosepion pharaonis
Lineage: Eukaryota; Metazoa; Mollusca; Cephalopoda; Sepiida; Sepiidae
Source: the annotation of a GenBank genome assembly